This is a messenger RNA of Wyeomyia smithii (pitcher-plant mosquito), 12179 nucleotides long. RefSeq lists its product as uncharacterized. NCBI's taxonomy places the organism in Eukaryota, Metazoa, Arthropoda, Insecta, Diptera, Culicidae. The record is from RefSeq and is a predicted model, not a curated record. Bases 11185 to 11898 code for a protein of 237 amino acids. Gene Ontology annotation, molecular function: protein binding. The transcript has 7 exons.
UUCUUACAGAUGCUUAGCAGGGUUAACCUGUAGUGUUUUCGUCGACAGAUUUAUACCAGUGUGUUUGAUUGAUUUCGAUAAAAGUAGUAUAAAUUUUGUUUAUUUUCCGUGUAAAAAGCGUUCUUUCCACCCCUAGGGAGCGCUGCAAAAUUCACUGAGCACUUAGCAGUUUUCGUAUCACAGAUGACCUUCCGUUCUGUGGUUUUAGCGUAGCUCUCCAACACUCACAACAAACUGUCAAAAAAUAGUAAACUACUGGGAAAGACACAAAACCUAUUGCUCUGAUUAAUCAAAUACCGCUCGAAGUUACAUAGUGCUAGAAAAAGCAGUGCUAGAAAAAAGUGAUAACUGUUAUACAGUAUAGUGCACACAAAAAUAGAGACAUAUGCAGUGAGUACAGUUUGUUAUGAAACAGUCGAAUUUGAUUUUAAGAAAAUCUAUUUUUACACAUAGCCAAAUUAAGACGCCAUUUGCAAUACACACCAGACAACCUAUGUUGGACACCAACACACUUAACAAUAAAACGAUAAUCUUUUCUAUAAGUACAAACACAUACAAAAAAACUCAAACAGUCACAGAAAAAGGAAAACUACACUUAUUGUAUAUUUUUAGACUCCUUGAAAAAGGUGAAAUAAAGUCACCGAAACCACAGAUAACAGAUAUCCAAGCUAGAACAAAAAACCCCAGAAAUCGUGUGUAAGAUUUCAAAUUCUUACUCGUUUGGAAUGCUAACUACAUCUUUCUGCAACUUGCGACUUUAACCACUUUAGUGAUGGCAGCGCUGGAUUAUAGUCAAAGCUGCCAGACGCAUGAAAAUUCUCACAAAUAGUAGAGUCGCAGACAGACGUCCAAGCAAGAACAAAAAAUCCGUGUGUAAAAACGCGUAAUUUGAAAAUCCUUCGAUUUAAAAAUCCGCGUGAAAAAACCGUUGAUUCGAAAAUCCGUGUAGAAAAAUACCUAGUAGAAAAUCUGAGUGUAUCUCUGACGAUCCACUUUCAUCAAACCACUUCAAAUUAUUGCACAUUAGUAGAUACUUCAAAAAUUCUACACAAGUUAACUGUUUCAACUUAAACUUAACAAAUGCCAGAUGCUUAAUGGUAACUGUCAACGCGUGAGAGAUUCGUCUUAUUACUCUAGUUAGAUUCAACCAAUGAAAAAUUUCGAUCGCAGUGAACGUUGUGACCUGGAAUCGAAAACACUUAUUGAGCAAUUUUGAAAAAUUCUGCUCAUUACUCUGCUUCUGCUCAUAUGAAACUCUCCUACACAUAUGCCCUAACGUUAAUCUACUCUUAGCUAUUCCACUUUAAAGUUUCUUAGAUACUUUUCCAUAAAGUUGCUUCAACUUUUGGGUCAUACUACUUAGAGCAAUUCUAUUAGUUUCAUUCGAAAGCUGAGUAAAUUUUCUACUAGAUACAGCUUUUGUAUGUCUAAAUGAUGUAAAAAUUAACGUUCUAAAAGCAAAGAUGUACGUAAGUAGUACUGUUUAAAACGUAUUUUGAUCGUUUCCAACAAAAAGACGUGGUUAAGAUAAUUGUUUUUUUUAGCUCAAAUUGAACGUUUCUGACCGAUCUACAGUUCUUUCUUUGACACCAACUCUCUAGUUUUGAAGAAAAUUUAGUUUUAAUGCAGCAUGUUCGGUGAAGAACCUGCAUCAACAUGAAACUGGUAAUCAAACAUGCUGCAUUAAAAUUGAAAUCGUGUCUUCCUCAUCUAUGUAUACGUCAUCGAUUCAAGAUUCCGCAAUAAAAUUUGCGUGAAAAACCCAAGGGACUGAUGUAGCUGUCAAACUGUGAUUCUGACAAUGGGAUAUAUAAAGGUACGGGGAUGAUUUUAAUUUUAGAUUUAAAGGGCUCUUUUUUGUUAACAGUGAUGAGCAGCUAGCUGGCAUCGCACCAUGUUUCAAGAGAUAACAUCUCAGCGUGUGUGUAAACGAGAUAGCAUAUCACCGCCACUUUUCAUACGCAUAACAUAGCAUCUGUCAGUGGGGCCCGCAAAUCGUGGAUCCGUUGCGAUGUUAACUGCGAUGAAGCAAAGCAAAAAAGUUAGAGAUGCCAGCUAGCUGGUGAGACGUAGAACUCCAAAAACAUUGUGGAAAAAACAAUGCUUGGUAGAUUUUGUGGUAGACAAUCGAGUAGACAAUGUGGAAUUCCGAUUCAAAUGGCAUUUGCUCGUUGACCGAGAUCUACGUCACAACCAAAAAGCACGUGUUUAUUUGCCUUAUUUUUCUGCUGAUACAGACAAAUAUCUUCUUCUUCCUCACAUGUAUACACCUCAUUGCGAUUCUGGUACCCACUUUUUGCUUGGUUUGCCCUUAAAGCGCAGUAUACAGUUCAAAAAGAAAUUUCCUAUCUCAAUCCCAUGUAAAAUUCAGGCACUGAAUCAGGCAAUGGAAUUUCUUCUGGUAGCUAUUACGCAGCUAAAAAGAAAUCAUAAACCGAAAUGGAAAACAAAGUUCACUUGCUGUGAACACUGCUGUGAAACAAAAUGUCACUUUUCCUUGCACGGAAUAAUUCGCGUUAACGGUGUUGCUGAUAUUUGUUUGGUUUUUGCAUGCGAAAAAUAAGAAAGGAAAUAUUUUUGCUUUUGUCAUCACGCACAUUUUGACAAUUACAUAAGAGUGUUCACGUAGGUGCGAACAGCCUUCAAAAUCUCUUUCAACGCGAAUAACCCGAAUGAGCACUGACAUCAUUCAGGUACUGAAAGUGUUAGGCAGUUGGUUGGUCGUCUCACACCCAGCGAUGCCAGAUUGGAAGACAUUAGCCUACAUUCAAAAUAUUUUUCACGUUAUAGGGUAAAUGACCCAAUAGUGGAGGAGCUAAGCACGAGUUAUGCAUGUUUAGCCAUGUUUUGGCUAAGAAAAACGAAUCUAGCUGGUCCGUUUCACUAUUUUCUGUUGAAAUGGGUUCUAUUUGAUAAUUUUUCACCUUAAAAUUGACUUUGAACCCGCUUUGAGGGUUUAAAUUAACUAAAUUAAGUUGCACGUUUUUGUUCCAAUAGUUGCGGUAGAGUUCCUAUAGUUGUGAAUGGGUGUUCCUGUAGUUGCGGUAUAUAAAACAUUCGUGUUUGCUUGUUAAAAUGGAGGUAUUCGCCUCGCUUGAAGUGGUUUAUGAUUGUUUUACUAUUUAUCAUAUUGUUUUUAAUAGGUUGACAAGUCGGUUUGCCAGUAAAAACAAAAAUGCACGAAGUUAACUAAGAGACGGAUUUUGCGCCAAUUUGGUCAGAUGUUGGCAAAAUUCAGUGAGGGUAUGUAGGUUUUAUUAAUGUGGUCCCCGUGGCUCUGUGGUUAGCGAUGUCGGUCGGCUAGCUUUCCCACACGGUUGUGAUAUUGGGUUCGAUUCUUGAUCGAGUCGAGGAUCUUUUCGAGCUGAAAAUUUUCUCGACUCAGCACUUGGGCACGGUGUAUCGUUAUACUUAUCCUACACAUACAAAAUGUGCCAAAAACAAUAUCGAUAACGAAUUCUCUCAACUAAUCUAGUUGAUCGAGACCGCUAUUAGCCCCAAGGCUAAGCGUGCGAUAUUGUUGUAUGCAGGUUUUAUUAAAAUAAACAAGUUUUGCAUACUUUAUAUAAAAUGUCUAUAGACUAAUAUUUGAAAAGGGCUGAAGUUGGUUGAAGAGAAAGACCAAUGGCGCUCAUUUUGAAAUAAUCAGAAGAAUUUUUUUUCACAAAUGGUGACUUCUCAACACUGGAAGUUAGAGUCUAUUACCUCUGCUUCGUACCAUGUUUGCGCUUACAUUUUUGACGUUAGUGUUUACUAAAAGAGCGACUGAAGUUGUGAAAGGCUCGUUAAAAGAAUUACAAGACCAAAAGCAGUGGGUAAGCAUCGAUUAAGAGGUCAUAAAUGCAUAAUACAGCAUUUUGGGGGUGAGAGCGAAAGCUUUUGUGGCCGAUCAUGUAUGAAGUAUCGGUAAAUACACGGUGGCAGGGGAAGGUAGGGUUCAAAAAUUGAAUAGUAAUAAGUUACAUCAUUUAGGUAUGUCCCCUAGUACCUGCUUGUCCCUAAUAUACACAAGUAGUCCCACAUACAUAUGUUCUAAUAAACGUAAAUCAGAAUUGCGAAACAUACCGCAACUAUAAGAGCAUAGUGUAUCCUGUGAUCCAAUAGUGGAGGAAGUAAUUUAUAAAUAAUAUGAUCAUCUAUUAACGAACUUCACCUAUGGAUCAGUUCCCAUAAUAAACUGUUAUCUGGGAAAAUAAUUAUAUGAGUAAUAAUCGUACUAAAACCACACACAAAUCUUAAAACAAUCGUGGACAAAAUAAGAAAAUGGGUAGUGAGUGGUGCCUUCCGAGUAAGUUUCUGAAAAAUACAGUAUUCUUCAGUAAUUUGGAUAUUUUCAGUAUAUAUUGUUGUAGUAACAUAUGUACUUAUGUUUAAUCUAUUAUUUCUUCAACAUGUAGCAUAAGCGAUUCGGUUCUAAUUAGUUUAAACGAUGAAUUUAAAAGCGAUGCCGCAACUAUUGGAGCUACCACAACUAUUGGGUCAUCUUAGUUACCGAAAAAGUUACGUGAAUAUUUUCCACUAUCGUUUUCUAGUAGAUUCUACGUGAUUGUCAUUUGAGUUCAUCAUGACCUGGUGAGAUGAAUUAUCCUUUGAAACUUAUUCAGUAGAUUCAUGCAUUUCAUGUGAGUUUCACGUAGAAUUCAUCUACUGGUAAACGACGAAUUUGCAUACCUAAGUGAUUUAUUACGCAACAUAUUUUGAUAAUUUCUAAAACCCGUUUCCUAGCUCAUAAAAAUUAGAGAAAUAAAUGAAAAUUGUACAUUUCGUAAAACGUGAUUGCUAUCAGAUAUCACUCAGGUAUGCAAAUUCGUAAAUGAAUAAAAAAAAAAAAAAAACACCUGAUAAAUAUUACGACAUUCCCGGGGAUUGUUAUUGUCCGCUGCAGCUGUUUUCGUUCAGGUAACUCUUCCACCAUUGAACUGAAGCUGUGUGAAACCUGUAAGCUCAAGUCUCGAGUUUAUUAGGAUUUUUCGAAAAUUCACUUAUUUGGAAGCCAUCCAGAAAUUCUGUUUUAUGUUCAGAAUCAGACAACAGCUUCGCCAUUUUGAUUUCUGGUUAUUUUCGCACAGAGAAUUCACGCGAUACAUCUUGUUCGACGUUGUCAAGUUCACGUAGAUGGUACGUGAUUAACCGUGGUAUGCUUGAGAUUUUCACGUAGAUGUUUUGUUUGCCACAUAAAUCAUGCAAAAUGACAGAAAAUGAACAAGUAUAUGAACUUUCAAGUAACAAUAACGUGAAAAAUAUUUUGAGUAUACGAUGAAGUCAUCAAUUUUUUUGACGACAACGUGAAGCCGAUGGAAAGAACACGUGAAGACAUUGAAAAAUAUAUGAAUGACCCGAAUUUUGCAUUUGUGGUGACCUUUUUUUGCUCAACAGUUUUCGAUUUGCCGGAAAGUUUUUUCAGCCUUCGGGCUUCGGGUAGCAAGACAUUUUUUUGUUCAUAAAUUUGGCAUCUCAUCUACACACUAAAAACGCAAACCUUAAUAGUAGGUAGAAAAGCAACAUAACUCCGACAUCACUGCGCGAACCUAAAAAAUGGGUAAUUUCAGCGGUUCGUGUAUUACCCAUAACGUGGGUAACGGCACUUGAACUUAUUUUUGAGUAAUUUCAGAUAUUGUGGUAGUUAUGAUGUCGCCAUUUUACUUUGUCAGUGUCAUAUUUAUUACAAGUUGUGUGCCGUGACUUUUGCAGCCCAGCAAAAGUUUACUUUUCAGGAACGGUUUUAUUUAGUAGAAAAGUUUAUUAUAUUGAACAAAAACAAACACGAGUGGGUCGACAAUAAAAUAAACAAGGUAGGUACAAAUUACUGUCUCUUGGUUUGUUUUUCGCUUACAAAUAUAUUUCAUUUGCAGGCUUCUCAACAACCGGACAGUAGCAAUGGAUGUCUAUAGCAAAAUAAAUAACGGAUUCCGAUGCCAUAUGCCAAACUGCAUGACAACACAUGAGACACUGGAUCAAUUGAAGGCUCACUUCACCGAAGAACACCGUUUAAAAUCAAAUUCCAAAAACCAACCACCUUACAAAUGCACCAUAUGUAUCAGACCAGUACUAUUUUCUGCGUUCGAUGCACUCAAGAAGCAUUACCAAAGAUACCACAAUCAAAUAGCGGAAGCAGCCGGGACUGUUCGAUUGAGCUCUGAAAUGCCUUGCGCUGCGAACGAACUACCAGACACGACUAUUGAAGCAUCAAAAAUAAAGAAUCCUUUCUAUUUUUCAAUGCAAACUAUUUCAAUAGAACAAAUUUCGUCGAACUGUGCUUCUAUCGUCACAAGAAUGAGAAGUGAUGUUAAAUUGCCGGAAUCAAAAAUCAAAUGUUUCAUAGAUGCAUCAACGAAAUUGUAUGAAAACAUGCAGACCCACACUGUUAGCAUCAUUAGACAAUUUUUGGAGAAGAAACGUAUACCAGUUGAUGAUGCAGUUGAUCUGAUAAACGGCGUGUUCAUACCAAAUCCGUUCACAGACGUGAAGUCGCACGUUAGUAAUCUGGCAUUAUUGGAGUUUAAAGCAGGAUGUCCCCUACCAGUCGUAAAAACAAUUAAACUUGGCAAAACGAAAACAAUAGAACCCAGUCCAAUUCAAAGAAGACAAGGCAAACUAAAUUUGAACAAGCUUCGUUCCAAACAAACCACUCAAAAAGUACGAUUUGUUCAUGACUACGCACAUUACAUUCCUAUAACGGACACUCUUCGUCUCAUUAUGUGUAAUCCUGAGGCAAGGGCAAUAGUUACUCAAGAAGAGCCACGCAGUGAUGGAACAAUAUGUUCAUACAAAGACGGAUCUCAGUUCCGAUCUCAUACUUAUUUGCGAACAUAUCCUUAUGCUUUAAGAUUGUCUCUCCAUUUGGACGACGUUGAACUACUGAAUCCUUUGGGCUCACGAAAAGGAAAGAAGAAACUUACCGUGAUUUCAUUUAAAAUACAAAAUUUACCUUCUGCACUCAAUACAUCGCUCUGUCGAAUAUAUACCAAUUUAAUUGUGAAUACGAAAAAUCUGAAAAAGUAUGGAUUUGAUUUGGUACUCCAGCAACUAAUAGAGGAUUUAGUUGAGCUAGAAUCCGACAAAGGAAUUUUGAUCAACACAGCAUAGGGAUAUUUUACGAUGCGAGCGGUAUUAGUUGAUAUACUUGGCGAUACUCUAGCGGUACAUGAUGUUUUGGGGAUGCUCAGCCCUUCGGCUAAAAUGUUCUGCCGAACAUGCUACGCCAAUCGUGAUUCAUUGAAAGCCGGUGAGCUUGGUGAUAACUAUCCAGCACGGAGAGUAGCCAGUACUAAAAGCGACUUGGAAGCUCUUCAAGCAGGAAAAACAACACCUGGUCAAGUUGGGUUGGUGCGCGAUUGUUCAUUCCACAAGCUGAAAUAUUUUCACAUGGCAAACAAUUUGACGUUCGAUCCCAUGCAUGACUUACUCGAAGGAGUAGCAGGUAUGGUAAUUAAACUAUUUCUAAGGGAUGCACUGAACAAAAAAAAUAUAACAAUUGGAGAAAUAAAUAGAAGAAUUAACGAUUUUGAUUAUGGUGACGCCGAGAAAGGCAAUAAACCAUCAGCAAACUUUACGGUGGAUAUGUUAAAGAAAAAAACUUUACGGUGGAUAUGUUAAAGAAAAAAACCAAUUGCAUAAGCCAAUCAGCUGCGCAAACAUGGUCAUUAUUGCGAGCCUUCCCUUUCCUGUUCAGUGAUUGUUUUAAUCAGGAGGAUAACAGCGUAGAAAUGCUUCAUGCAUUGCAGAAAAUAACGUAUUACUCAUUCUCAAACAGUAUGAACAGAGUCAUGAUAGACGAUUUGCAACAUGCCAUAAACACAUUUCAUCGCGAGUUCUGCGCUCAUUAUCCUGAUAACAUAAUUAACAAAAUUCAUCAUUUGAGUCACUAUCCUGCUAAAGUUAUGGAGAAGGGACCAUUAGUUAAUGACAGCUGUAUGCUUUUCGAAAGUGAAUUCAAAGUAGCGAAGGGGCAAGCGAAAAACUGUAACAACUUCAGAAAUAUUACAUUUAGUUUAGCAAAAAGAUUGAAUUUGAAGCAAAUUAAUGACAUAAUCAACCAUCAUUAUGACAUCGAAAGAAAAACAGUUUUUAGUACUCGUACGGUAAACAAAAACACUCUAGAAUACAAGUCUCUCUUGUUUGAUUUACCAGAAGAAAUAACCAUGAUUUUGCAUUACUCAUGUGAUGAAACGAGUUUUGCUGCUGGACUUACUGUUAAAUAUCGAAAAUGUGGAUACACGUGCUACGGAAUCAUAAUUACGAUAGUUGAUGUACUAUCGGAAUACGUUUUCAUUAUACAAGAAUUGGAAAUGAUUGAGUUCUGCAGAAAAAAACACGCCUAUAAAACAACUAUAUCACAGCGCAUUCAUCGAACAACUGAAUCGAACAUUUCCAAGAGAAAAACCUAUAGCUUAUGGAAAUGUAGCAGUUCUACCGAUGAAACAUAUUACAUAAGUUUAAAAUACUUCGAUGAAUAACAGUAAUCUCAUACGAUAGGACUGAUUCAUUGGUUGGAGAAAGAUUGAUGUCGGAAAAAGUUUGAAGAUGUAAUAUUACGCAAUUAUCAUUUUUAAGGUAUUUUCAUUUAUAUUUAAUUUACGUUUUACUUGAACUAUGAUUUUUUUUUUUAGCAUUCCGUUAGCCUGGUUGACAGAGUUUCUCCAAUUUACUCGGAUAUUGGCUGCCGCUCUCCAAUUCCUGGGACACCUCGUACUCCCCGCCAGAUCUUGCUCCGCCUGGUCUACCUAUCAUGCCCGCUACGCCCGUGGUCGUCGUCUCCCUACCGGAUUCGAGGCAAACACCAUCAUCUCAGGGUAGUUGUCUGGCAUUCUUGCAACAUGCCCUGCCCAGGGUAUCCGUCCGACUCUAGCCACCUUUUGAAUACUGGGUGCGCCGUAGAAUUGCGCGACCUCAUAGUUCAUCCUCCGCCUCCAUAAUUCGUUCUCCUGCACGCCGUCAAAGAUCGUCCUUAGUUCCCGUCGUUUUGAAAAAUUCCGAGCACUUGCAGGUCCUCCUCGAGCAUUGUCCACGUUUCAUGCCCGUAGAGAACAACCGGUCUUAUGAGCGUUUUGUACAGGUUACAAUUCGUACGAGGGCUUAGUCUGUUCGACCGCAAUUACUUGUGGAGCCAAUAGUGGGCACGACUUUCGCUGAUAAUACGCCUUCGGAUCUUACGGCUUGUUUCAUUGUCCUCAGUUACCAUCGACCCAAGAUAAACAAACUCGUCGACUAUCUCAUCGCCGUCGAUCGUAAUGCUACUGCCUAUGCGCUGUCGGUCGGCUUCGGUUUCGUCGGCUAGCAUAUAUUUCGUUUUAGACGUAUUUAUCUGCAAUCCAAUCCUUCCUGCUUUCCGUUUUAGUCUGGUGUACUGUUCUGCCACCGCCGCAGUUGUUCGGCCGACAUUGUCAAUGUCAUCAGUCAUGUUGAAUAUCGUACCCCGCGUGUUGAUGUCCGCUCGUUCCAUUACAUUAUGUAACCGCAAUGUUGAAUAGCAGGCAGGAGAGACCAUAACCCUGUCGAAGGCCGCUGCGGGUUUCAAAUGGCCCGACAAUCCACCUGAAAUCCGUACACAGCACUGCGUCCCAUGCACCGUAGCCUUUAUCAGUCUAAUCAGCUACCUCGGUAAGUCGUGUUCGUCCAUGACAUUCCAUCGCUGUUUUGUUCGAUAGUGUCAUACGCGGCUUUUUGCCUGGGCGCCAUUCAGGUGUUCGUCAAUGUGCUGCCUUCACCUUUCCGUCACCUUACGAUCGUUAAGUUUCUGGUAGAACUUUCGCGUUUCCUGAGAAUGAUGCAGCUGUUCCAGCUCUGUAUACUCCUCAACCAGGUGGCGCUUUUUCUCCCGGAUGAUUUAGGUUCGCUGCAUCUUCUUCUGUAUGACUUUCUAGAUUCUGACGAGUGGCACUGCGCACCUUGGCAGCCCGCGCAGCGUUUUUCUCGUCCAUCACCCUCCUACAUCCAUCGUCGAAUCUCUUGUUUCGUUGGGCUCGUCCCACAUGCCUGACGAUGUUCCUCGCUACGCUGUUGAUGGCUGUUUUGAUGGUGUUCCAAUAGUCCUUGAGAGAAGCUUCCUCCAGCUGAUCCUCUGCCGGCAGCGCAGAUUUGAGCAAAUGCGCGUAGUUUUCGGCGACGUUAAAAUUAAACUUUAAACUUUUUAAAAUUAUCCAUGACAUCGAGUAAUAAGCAAAGCAAAGCCUUGGUGCUACAUUCCGAUUCGGAACUUGACCUUCUGUUUAUUUAUACACAGACUUCGCAGCCGACUAUUUAGUGUACAGGACAAUUGUGGGGCUAGCGCUACGAUCCUACUGACACUAACAGUCUCUCCCGAGACGAGACUCGAACCUACGACGAAUGGCAUGUUAGGCCAGCAUCGUACCUCGAGAUCAUCUGGGACAUCUAGUUAUACAGUAUAUAAAACCAAAAAAAAAAUACAUUCUGAAUCUGCUUAGCUUUUCAAUUUUAUCACUUUUCGCAAUACGCAUAUGGUACGCAGAUACGUAUUUCAACUCCGAAUUGGAGUCUUCAUCAGUGCUUAGAUAGACUGUUAACUUGAAAGUGACAGAAUUAAAAACGAAGAAGAUUGAAAGUGUAAAGUGAUUCCAUCAAAAGCUUUAGUGAAAUUUCUAGAAAAUAUUAUGAAAUUUGGCAAUUCAGUCAAAAUCAAAAAAACAAAACAAAAAAUAAUUUUAUCUGCCAUCACAAUUAGCUGCACUGCAGCUUGUGACAAAUUUAAUAUAUAGUCAAAUAUUCCAAAUAAUCUUUAAAAAUUCUUCCCAUCAAACAAUAUACACAACAUUAAUGAAAAUAUUAAAAAUUAAUUGGAAUGUUGUCAACAAAUACAGUUAACUAGAUUAAAUUAAAUUAAGCUCUGUUUGGAGCGAAGGGAGAACUUCAUACAAAAUGUUCUUUUUUUCAUGUGCGUAAAAAAUGCAACCUGCAAAAAUUUCACUUCACUUAGAACUGUAGACAAAUUCGAUCCAGCGAAAUUAACGCAUGCACACAAUGAAAAAGGAACAGCUAGCGAAAACUCCAGCGCGUUGAUGUUCUGUCAGUUCCGACCAAUUUUCACUUCGCUCGAAGUGUAAUUUUGCUUCGCAUAACCGAAAACUUCGCUUGGAAUUGUAUUUUUCGGAUGUCAGUUAUGCUGGUAGCUAAUCUUUUUAUCCUCAAGACUUAAGCAGUGUUUCAACUUAGGUAGAAUUCAUCUAUAUGUCUUACGGCUUCAAGUAUUACGAAGUGAUUAUUAAAAGCUGUUAUCAAUUUGCAGGAAAAUUGGCUCGGUUAUAUGAUAAACUCAUGACAAAAUUGGAUCAAGAUUCAAAAGAUAAAUUUGCAGUGAACCUAGCUACAGAUUUAGGCAUUGAUUCAAGCCUGCGGUAUUUGAAAACUCAUAAAUACAUACAUUACUCAGAAGUUAACUUUAAUGGUAAUGUUAACAAACUAUGCAAAAAGGAAACAACAGAGAACGGAGUUACCAUGGAGAGCCUACUUUUAAUGGUCGAGAACGAUUUAAAAAGCAUGGGAAUCAUUAAAAAAGGACCGACUGUUUUAAUCCUGGAUUUUAUCAACACAUCGAAGGCUUGUCUUGCUGAAGAUGAAAAUGUUCAAGAGUCUCUGGAACCAGACAUCGCAUCUACUACUUUGACGGAUAAUGAACUGGAAUCAAUCUUGGAGCAACAUCCACGUUUUCAUGGCAUAUACGUCAAAAAGUUGGCUCCCAAUGGUACUCUGCAGCAUGGAGAGUUACUACUUAUGACAAGAAUCUUGUGUGAUCAUUUCUACGGUCGGCGCAUUUGGGAGGACCAAAACUACCCAACACAUUUUGAAAAAAAGAUGCUUGCUGAGCGAAUCGUCAGGGCAUAUCCCCAGUUAGGCAAACCUGUUUCCUGUGGAGCACCUCUCGAGUCGGUGUUUUUUUUAUAAGAACAAUGGUAAAGCUAAAGGACCACAUAGUGGAUAUAUUGAACAACGCGUGUCCAAUAUGCGCAAAGAAGUACCUUUGGAUAAGAGAAAAUUCCGACGAACAAAAAACAUGCCAAAUUUGGAAUUUAUUACAGAGCAAAUGACUGCAAGUGCAGAAAUGCUGACAGCUUUGGAAGCAACGGCCCAGAACUGCCUCGAAAUUUCGACGAUUAUGAAACAGUGCUUCUCGAUUCAUAAAAACAUGAUAACGCAGGGAAAAAAUGUUCAUCAGAUUUACAGUU